Molecule: messenger RNA, 1344 nt
Organism: Naegleria fowleri
Lineage: Eukaryota; Heterolobosea; Eutetramitea; Acrasida; Naegleriidae
Exons: 1
Coding region: 1-1344 (447 amino acids)
Source: RefSeq, a predicted model, not a curated record
AUGAUUAGUACUUCUCCUAACAAUAAGUUCUCGGGAUUUAGACCUGGAUCAGUAUCCUCCUCAUCCUCCUCCGAUCAGGCCACGGGUACUGAGAGUUAUUCUUCUUCCUCUUUUCAAAAGUCUCCUUUCAUCGUGUCCUCCUCUUCCUCACCUUCAUCCUUCAUCAACAAUCAACAACCACCACCACCACCAUUCGGAAAUGGAAGAUCAGCCUCCUUUCAUCAAGUCUUCCCUUCCACUUUUUCUACUCAGAGAUGUGGUGGAGGAGUGAAUGGUACUUUGACUUCUAAUAUUAUGAAGUAUCCACAACACACAACACCACAUGGAUCUCAAGCUCAAUAUUAUUCCAACAGUAGCAACAAUAAUACCAAUAACAACAAUCAUCAAUUCAUGAACUCAAUGGAUGAUUCAAACUUGAACCACUCUCAUCAUAAUGAGAAUGUGGUUGUUGGUCAACAACCUAGAAAUCAGUUGAACAAUCAAUGGAAGUCACAACCUGAGAUGAGCUCCAGCACUUAUCAAGAGAAUUACAAGAAUCGUACUACUUUUCAACCACCACUACCACCACAACAACAGAGAGUACCUUCCAGAAAUGACAGCAGUACUCGCAGUUCUCCAUCUAUCACGGCUUCACAACCUUUUCCACCACAAGCCAAUACUUCGAUGGGUCCAUUCGGUCAGCAAACCACAAAUCAGAUGCCAAAUCAGAUGCAUCCAAGCCAGCCUCCAUUCCAAGGAAUGCAAGGAUCUCAACUUUCAUCUCAAAACUUUAUGAAAAAUCAAUCAAACAACAACAGCAAGCCAUUACCACCUCAGCAAAGUCCUCCAUUCACUAUGAAUCAUUCAACUCAGAAUGGAAAUGCUGUACCCUUUGAACCUCCAGUAGUACAAGGCAUAUCACAACCAUCGUCACAAGAGCCAAGAGGAGUUGUUACAAACAAUUUCAGUCACUUGUCAAUUCCAACCCAGCCCACAUUGUUGAAUGGUGAACAAAAAUAUAACGACCUUACGAGUGCCUACGAAAAAGAAAUUGAGAACUUGAAAAAUUACAACAACGAACUCAGAAAUUUUGUCGAUUCAGAGAAGAAUUUUAUUGAAAGAUUGAAAACUUUGAUCGAAAAAGCAGAGUAUCAACAAGCCAAUGUCGCACAGAGACAAAUGUCACAAUCCUACACCCCUCUUGAAAGUUCAUUUAUUCAACAAACAAACAAUUACCCAAAUUAUUAUAAUAGUAGUAAUCAGCACUAUACAAGUUAUGACCAACAACAGUACAAUAACAACUCAACAUCCUAUUACGACCAAGGAAAUAACUAUUCCUACCAAGGUUAUCAAUACCAACAAUAA